Molecule: messenger RNA, 510 nt
Organism: Phragmites australis (common reed)
Lineage: Eukaryota; Viridiplantae; Streptophyta; Magnoliopsida; Poales; Poaceae
Product: pollen allergen Phl p 11-like
Exons: 2
Coding region: 1-510 (169 amino acids)
Source: RefSeq, a predicted model, not a curated record
AUGACGACGCCGUCUAUUGUCGCCACGCCGCUCGUGGUCGCCCUGCUGGCCGCGGCGGCCCUCGCCGGCGUCGCGUCCGCCGAGAAGGGCGGGUUCCUCGUCACCGGCGACGUGUACUGUGACCCCUGCCGCGCCGGCUUCUGGACCAACGUCUCCACCAACAUCCCCGGUGCGACGGUGGAGGUGGAGUGCCGGCCAUACGGCGGCGGCCCGGAGACCCUGAAGGCAGAGGCGACGACGAACGCGUUCGGGUGGUACCAGCUGGAGAUCGACCAGGACCACCAGGAGGAGAUCUGCGAGGUGGUGCUGGCCAAGAGCUCCGACCCGGCCUGCUCCGAGAUCGAGAAGUUCCGCGACCGCUCGCGCGUCCCGCUCACCAGAAACAACGGCAUCAAGCAGCAGGGCGUCCGGAAAGCAAACUCCAUCGCAUUCUUCCGCAAGGAGCCGCUCAAGGACUGCGGAACCAUCCUCCAGCAGUACGACCUCAAGGACGCGCCAGAGACGCCAUGA